Molecule: messenger RNA, 894 nt
Organism: Protopolystoma xenopodis
Lineage: Eukaryota; Metazoa; Platyhelminthes; Monogenea; Polystomatidea; Polystomatidae
Source: the annotation of a GenBank genome assembly
GUCCUUAGCGGUGCUGAGGUAUCUAGUCUUCCUAUGCAGACUCUUUGCCCACGCCAGCGUACUUCAAUCGUCAGCAACCAUCCGGUUGCCUGUAUCUUUUCUUCAGACCGUUCUCUUGGUCCAAAGUGGACAGGACUAGAGGCAUCUACUAGAAAGGCAAAGGAGACGGACAUUGCGGAGGAGUUCUUUGAUGAAGAGGCGGAGGCACACACGGACAGUGCGACUUUACCUCGGGAGAGGGAACAAUGCCCGUCUUCUUCGUCAGAUGGCGCGUCAGUGUAUCCGUCUGCUUCACUCUUUGCCUUCUCUUCCUCUCCAGCAUCCUCCAGCUCUUCCAGAAGCACUUGUUCACUGAACUCUCAAAGGUGCAGCCUUCAUGGCAGACCUCGUAGAUCAGUCCGAUUGCGCCGAUCAUCAAGCGCUAGUUCCAAAGUGGGUAGAGAUUACAUCUCUCGUAGAAGGCACUACCGAAGGGCUCCUGAGAAAUCACACUACUUCGACCGACAUGAUAUUCUUCGGCUUAAUAUCAGUGGCACUGCAUUCCACGUUCGAAGAAGCACUCUAGAAAACGACCCACUUGUCUUUCAAGCCGUCCGCCGGCAGGCAGUCUGGCUGGCCGAUCGUGGUGAGUAUUUCCUGGAACACGACGCUGUCGUUUUCAGGUUUGUACACGCCUACCUCAGGUUCGGCUGUCGGCUCCACCUCCCAGGGAACCUGUGUGGACCCCUCCUGGAGCGUGAGUUAGCAAGUUGGGGUAUCCCAAUCGGAGGCGACCAAGUGGAGCGCUGUUGUCUUGGCUCCGUGAUGGACACUAAGCUACGCCUAGACGCACUUUCCCGAUUCGAGACAUUUCUAACGGAACGGCCGGAUACCCCGAAUGUCUGGAUCAAGUAA